AUGGUAUGCGUAACGUGUACGAUAUGCCUGGAAGAUAAUCUUGCUGUGAGUGCUCUGCGCAAUCUGCCUUGCGGCCACGCGUUCUGUGAACCUUGCAUCAUCGGACACAUCGAUGCCACCAAAAGAAAGCGCGGUCCGCAGCCGAGCUGUCCGCAAUGUCGUACCGGGCCAAUAUCUAAGAAGGAUUUACGACCAGUCUUCAUUCAAUUCGCGGACGGGUCGAGCGCUUCGCAACUGCCUCCCGGAGAAGAUGCCAAUGACGGAGAUGCCGCCAACGAUGCGCUAAGAAAACAGCUACGACAUGUCAAGAAAGGUCUGGAUAGACUCGGACCGGAGGCGCCGGUAACGAGCGUAGAGACGGCGGCGGAGAAGAUCGAGACGUUUCGGGAGGUCGAUGAUGUUGCGGUUCUGGGUCAACUAGUCGGGGUGGUUGCAUCUUGGUUCAAUACUAAAGGCGUCGAGGUGUAUACCGAAGUUCUGGAUCUACGGGAACGUAUCAGCGAGAUACAGGCUACUCAAGAGAGUGCCGCCCUUGCACACCAAGUGGAACUGGAUAAACGGGCCAAGAUGAUCAGCCGACUUGAGGAUGAUAACGCGCGACUACAUAACCGUUUGGGUGGUGUCGAGGAGCGAGAGGCGGCGGCACGUGCUCAAGCUGGCGACUUGGCGAGGGUACGACGGGAGUGUGAGGAGCUGCGGAAGAGGGUGAUGGAGUUGACGAGGAACAGAGACUCGUUGAGUGCAAUGCUGGAUCAGAACAAGGAGAAGCUGCUCACGAUCUCGGCAAGAAACAAGAAAUACAAGGCCGAAGCGCAACAACUUCGUGUACAGGUCACAGACUUGCAGGAGAAGAUUGCUGUUCAAGAUGACGCACGCUCUGUCGCUGUCUACGAAAAUGAGCCAGAAAGCUUGGUGGUGGGCGACUACAGCGUGUAUCAUAACGACUACGAAGAGUCACCGCAUCUCCAGAAGCGGCGUAAACUAGACGACCUUGACAUCAACUCGUCGCCUCCCCGCGGCUCGUCUUCAUCACCGCCUCGCGCUAAACUGAGGUUCCCACAUGUCCCUUCAAGUCCAGUCGCAGAGCUCUAUGGGAACAGCUUUAGGUCAGACUGGGCAGCCACCUCGCAUCAAACUACCAAGAAGCUGCGCAUGCAGGAGUCCCCGAAGAAGACCUUGCCUUUCCCCGGCAUCAGUACUAAUGGACGUCCGACGGCGAAGGCCAACUUGGUUCUUGGCACCCGUAUGAGGAUGAGCAAGAACAGCUGA
Messenger RNA from Peniophora sp. CBMAI 1063, 1269 nucleotides. NCBI's taxonomy places the organism in Eukaryota, Fungi, Basidiomycota, Agaricomycetes, Russulales, Peniophoraceae. The record is from the annotation of a GenBank genome assembly.